AUGUGUCUGAAAUAUUACCUUGACCGUGCGAUACGUGCGCUCAACUUUCAUCUAAAGUUCGCCACUUUUCCUACAGUAGACGAACGCCUCGCUGUCACGUGAUCACCCAUACAGGAAGAAAACUAAAAUGGCGGUGUGUAUCGCAGUGAUAGCAAAAGAGAACUAUCCGCUGUAUAUCCGCAGCGUUCCUACUCAAAAUGAGCUAAAAUUUCACUACACCGUGCACACCUCCUUGGAUGUGGUGGAGGAAAAGAUUUCUGCUGUGGGGAAGUCCUUGGGGGACCAGAGAGAGCUCUACCUGGGUCUACUAUAUCCUACAGAAGACUACAAAGUAUAUGGCUAUGUGACUAACUCCAAGGUUAAAUUUGUUAUUGUUGUAGACUCAUCCAACACGUCAUUGCGGGACAACGAAAUAAGAAGUAUGUUCAGAAAACUGCACAAUUCAUUCACGGAUGUCAUGUGUAACCCUUUCCAUACACCAGGAAAUCCUAUUCAGUCAAAGGCAUUUGAUGAAGUUGUCUCCGGAAUGUUGGCGCAAAGUGCUUGAUGUCUUCGACAGCCUCCCAUGUACAUAUGUUUGUAUUGACUCCAUUGUUUCAAUGUAUGCGUAAAUAAAAAAAUGUUUGCAGCACGUCAAACUGCAUCUUAGUACAAGUGAAGCAUCUGAUCAUUUUAUUUAUUCACGGAAAGCAAAAGAUGUAUAAUUUAAAACGGAAGCGGAUUCAUCCACAGCGGCCACAAACAAUACAUUUGUGUUAGUUUGUUUAAAAAAAAAAAAAGAA
Messenger RNA from Hippocampus zosterae (dwarf seahorse), 782 nucleotides. RefSeq names its product trafficking protein particle complex subunit 2L (gene trappc2l). The transcript is spliced from 5 exons. The coding region runs from base 128 to 547 and encodes 139 amino acids. Gene Ontology annotation, biological process: endoplasmic reticulum to Golgi vesicle-mediated transport. The record is from RefSeq and is a predicted model, not a curated record. Gene Ontology annotation, cellular component: TRAPP complex; cytoplasm; nucleus. Lineage: Eukaryota; Metazoa; Chordata; Actinopteri; Syngnathiformes; Syngnathidae.